CCGAAGUAUCCCUGUACCAAUCUGUGACGCCAACAUACUUGGAAGACUUCAUUCUAGUCGCUCGCAGAUAAGAAUCUCUCUUCGCCACCCUUGAUGAACAGGGGAGGAGGUAGAGGAGGCUAUGGUGGCUUCAUAGACGAUGAUGACGACUAUGGCGCAUCAGAUGGGCGUGCAUCUCUACCACCGCCGGUGCAGGACGAGCUAGACAGAAUCGACGCAGAGAUCACAGACGUCAAUGCCCAGAUCAAAGAGCUGCAAAAUCUCAAGCGGACACUGGAACAAGAGAGGAAGAAGGUGAUACACGAUGCCACCUCGACUAGCAACAAUGCGGCUGCAGGCUCUUCUCGACCGUCUGGAGGCACAGACUAUACUCAGAGUACCUUUCCUUGGAGUAGAGAGCUCCUGAAUAGAGCAAAGAAGACGUGGGGCAUUGCGAAUUGGAGACAUUGUCAGGAAGGCGUGGUAAAUGCCGUUCUCGAUGGCCGCGAUGUCAUUUGCAUCAUGCCGACCGGAGGUGGCAAGUCUCUCUGCUACCAGCUACCAGCCAUCAUGUCGCCUGGAGUCACUGUCGUAGUGUCGCCUCUUAUUUCUCUCUCAACUGACCAAUGCUUCCACUUGCGCGAGGCUGGCAUCCCUUGCGAGUUCAUGUCCAGCGCUCUCUCCAAAGACGAGGCAAAUGACAUUCUCAGGAGAGUCAGGAAUACUGGUCAACAGCUUCAUGGAGAUGAGGAGAUCAACAUCCUCUUUGUCACCCCGGAGAGAAUUUCAAAGUCCAAGACGCUAAUGUCUGCCCUGCAGAAGGCGUACGAGCGUGGCAGGCUCGCUCGCGUAGUCAUUGACGAGGCUCAUUGCUGCUCGAACCAAGGUCAUGACUUUAGGCCUGACUACAGAAAGCUGUCCAUCCUGCGAAAGCUCUUCCCAGAAACCAAGACGACGUGCUUGACUGCGACUUGCUCUCCCUCUGUAUUGAAGGAUGUCCUCAGCACCCUCGGCAUGCCAACUACAACAGAGCCGACCUCUGCCUGGCCGAAUCGCACCGUCUACUUUACUGCGCCACUGCAUCGACCCAACCUCAUCUACCAAGUCCUCACACGUCCUUCUGGGACUGGAGCCGUCUACCAGAGUAUCUGCGACUGGAUCCAGGAGCAUCAUCCAGGAGAGACUGGCAUCGUUUACUGCCUGAGCAAGAAAGACACAGAGACCAUGGCUGAGCAACUAACGCAGCUGAGCGAGGGCUCCAUCAAGGCUGACUGUUAUCAUGCAGACGUAGACGACACUCAGAAGCAUCGAAUACAUGUCCGGUGGAGAGAGGGCAGAAUCAGAGUUGUCUGCGCCACCAUUGCGUUUGGCAUGGGCAUCGACAAGCCGGACGUGCGCUUCGUUCUGCAUUCGGGCAUCUCCAAAAGUCUCGAAGGCUACUACCAAGAGAGCGGAAGAGCUGGUCGAGAUGGUAACAGGUCAGACUGCCUUCUUCUCUAUCGGCCACAGGAUGCCUCUCGCGUCGCAGGUCUCGUGGCCUCUGAGCCUGCGGGUCGUGAGAAGCUAGCAGCUAUGCUAGAGUACGCCCAGAGCUCGAGGUGUCGUAAGCUCAUUUUCAGAGACUACUUUGAAGAUAGUUUGCAAGGCGAUAAGCCGUGCGGGGAGUGCGAUAAUUGCACAGACCCGCCUGAGGCUCAAGACGUCAGCUUCUAUGCUUGGCAGAUUGUGAAUGCUCUGCAGGAGAUGUACGACAAUGGAGGCAGAAUCACAGUUGCAGCUCUUGCCGACCUGGUCCGCGGACUGAAAGGAGGGCAGUACAACGUGGCAGCCGGCGGUGGAGGUGGGAAGAGAAAGCGCUUCAAUGGCGGCGGCGGAGGAGGUGGGGCUGCUGUUCUCAAGAUGGAAUCUUACGGCGGAAAGAUUACAGAUCUGGCCAGCGACGACGUAGAGAGGGUGAUCAUCGCUCUCCUCAACAAGCACUACCUCGCCGAUGAUUACAAUGCUACGGCAUACAACGUCAAUGUGUACGUCUGCCCAGGUCGUCAAGCUAUCCGCUUCACGCGCCUGUCUGAGGAGGCUGCGCGGAAGAUGGGCAAGGUCAUUGAGGUCAAUGUGUCUAAGAAGAAGAAAAAGGGCGGAAAAGCCGGCGGCAAGAAGAAGGGUGGGGCUCAGAGAUCCGGUUCUCAGUCAGACGAUGGUAACGAAGAUGAUGAUGCCGAGGCUUCCAGGCGUACAUCGCCAGCGGCAAAGAAGAAGCCUCUCGUAAAGAAGGCAGCAGAGCCUCGCAAAUCCAAUGGCAGUGGCCGCAAGAAGAAGGUCAAGAAGGGUGCUGGCAGCGACGAAGAGGCCGAUGACAUCUUCAGCGACUAUGACGAUGACCUCAUCGACUCGGACGAGGAGCGCGCUGCUUUCGAGGCUGAAAUGGGCGACUUCAUCGUACCUGACGAGGAUGAGAACGGAGAUGAAGAAGAAGCAGAGGAAGAGCGCAAAGUGAGCAAACCUCGACAAUCUUCAGAUCGGACUGCCUCGGACAGCAAGUCCAGCAAGGGCUUCUUCGACCGCCGCGCGAGCGGCAAGGGUCUACAGCUGAGCAGGAGCGACGAGGACUACAGCUCUAUACCAGGUGUGGAGUUAGAUGAAGACGGGUGGGAAGUCAUGCCCUUUGGUCUCACGAAUGGACGCGCUGGCGGAAGCAAGGAGCAGCGCGGCAACGCCACCGUCGAGAGUCAAGCUCGCAAGAGUCUUGGAGCUGCUAUACAUCGCAAUAUGAGUAGCAGCGCUGGUGGAAGUGCAAGGGGCGGAGGAGGAGGAUCAGGCGGAGCUGGAUCUUCGUCUUUGGGAAGCGGGUUCAAGGAUGAACCCAUUGAGAUCGACUAGGUUCAUAUAGCAAGAGGAGGAUCGCAUACCCCGUUUCUGUACCACGCUGUGACAAACAAACAAAUAGAGAAGAUGUAC
Molecule: messenger RNA, 2934 nt
Organism: Microstroma glucosiphilum
Lineage: Eukaryota; Fungi; Basidiomycota; Exobasidiomycetes; Microstromatales; Microstromataceae
Product: ATP-dependent DNA helicase
Exons: 5
Coding region: 94-2856 (920 amino acids)
Biological process (GO): double-strand break repair via homologous recombination
Cellular component (GO): chromosome; cytoplasm
Molecular function (GO): ATP binding; 3'-5' DNA helicase activity; four-way junction helicase activity
Source: RefSeq, a predicted model, not a curated record